Molecule: messenger RNA, 1722 nt
Organism: Plasmodium gonderi
Lineage: Eukaryota; Apicomplexa; Aconoidasida; Haemosporida; Plasmodiidae
Product: variable surface protein
Exons: 3
Coding region: 1-1722 (573 amino acids)
Source: RefSeq, a predicted model, not a curated record
AUGGAUGCUUUAAGUAAAAAUGAAUGGGAUGAUAUUUUUAAAAUUUUGUCUAUAAAUGACAUAUAUAAGAAAUUUGAUGAUAAAGUGGAUAUUCAUAAAUACAACGAUAAUUGUGAAUCUGUAACUAACAAAAAUGGAGAUAUUAAAGAACUUUGCAAGCUAUUUUUAAAAAAUAUAAAUAAUUUAAGUAGUAUUGGGAAUGGAAUUAAAAAAGACAAAUUCGAGGAAUCAUAUUUAGCUUACUGGUUAAUUGAUGAAUUAAGUAAACAUUUUACUAAUAAUAAGGAUGAUGACACUAGAAAUAUUAUUGUUAAAAUUAUAAGUUUAGGAAAUAAUGAAUAUAAAAAUUUGAAUAAAAAACAUUUUUUCUUUAAUUCUGAUUUUGAUUUUGACUGGUCUAAAGAGGAAAAACAUUUAAAUGAAUAUUUUAAAAAUUUUGAUAAAAUUUUGAAGUGCGCGGAGGAUAAAUAUGAUACUUGUGUUAAAUAUCUUAAUUAUAUUAGUACGAUAUAUGAAAAACAUAGGAAUUAUUGUAUGUGGGGAGACUGUCAUUACUUCAGUUAUAACCCCAAACGUAAUCCUAAUUAUAUUUUAUCUACGUUAAACCAUAAUUAUAAAAAAUCUGGAGAAGUGGAAAACAAAGAAGUUCAGAAUGAAGAGAGUGGAAUAUCCAUAAAUUCAAAUACUCGUGAACAAAAAAUGGACAUGCUAAUUAAAUAUUUGAGUUGUACUGAAGUCUAUGAUCAGAAUGGUGAUAUUUUUGCUUAUAAAUGUGAAGAUCCAGCUUAUCGUCGACACAAUGAAAAGGUUUAUAAUAGGAGAAGUAUUAAAAAAAAAAUUGUAUCUAAAGAGCCCAUAAAUAAUAUUCUUACAUCUGAUGCUAUUAAGGAAAUUAAGGAUUUAAACUGUAACAUGGUUCAGAAUAGUAAUAUAUUAGUUUGUAAUAAUAAAAAAAAUAUAGGAUCGAGAGAAACACCUUUAACGAAUGCUUCUGGUAAAGCGUUAGAAUCAAUUACAAACACAGGUUAUGUUGUACAUCAUUAUGGAAGUACUACUAAUGAUAGUCAUACAAAAUCAAGCAUUACAGAAAAUGCUAAAGCUUAUCCCAUUAUAAGAGAUCAUGAAGAUACUGAUAACAUAUAUCCAGGAGUUACCUUAUUGCCAGCAAAUCGAAAAAUAUCAGAAUUUAGAGAAUCUGAUCAUAAAUAUGAAGAGCAUAUAGAUUUUGGAAACAAACAUAGCACGCUUUUAACAUCAGUAUUUCAUGAAUUUAAGAAUGAAAAUCUUAAGGGUUACUUCGAGGACAUAGUGAGAGAUGUUUCAGUGUCUACUACAGAUAGAAGUAACUACAGUUAUAUAAACAGGUUAGAAGUACAAACAUCUGGAAUACACACACAAUUGGAUUCUGUAAUAUCCAAUAAUGGUUACGGAUUCACAAACAUGGGUAUUACAACUUCUUUUGAAACAAAGUCCAAUAUAUUUUCAAACACCAUUUUUCGUAUUUUUGUCAUAACUGUUUUAGUUACUGGAAUAUUUUUUGUGCUUUUUAUUUAUUUUAAAUUUACGCCGUUCGGAACCUGGAUACGUAGGUGUAUAUUAAGGGAAAAAAGAAUGAACAAUAAUAUUUAUAAAAAACAUAUAAAAAAGCAUCCAAACCGCAUUUCACAUACCAAGAAUAUAAAUCAAAAAAGGAAGAGAGUACAAAUAGCAUAUAAUUCAUAA